This is a messenger RNA of Ricinus communis (castor bean), 1050 nucleotides long. RefSeq names its product protein YELLOW LEAF 1, choloroplastic. Gene Ontology annotation, biological process: thylakoid membrane organization; chloroplast organization. Gene Ontology annotation, cellular component: chloroplast. NCBI's taxonomy places the organism in Eukaryota, Viridiplantae, Streptophyta, Magnoliopsida, Malpighiales, Euphorbiaceae. The record is from RefSeq and is a predicted model, not a curated record. Bases 288 to 812 code for a protein of 174 amino acids. The transcript has 5 exons.
AGAAAACACCGACCUUAUUGUUGAUGACAGGAGGUAACCUUUGGGUUUUCUCUGGGUACCUCUAUUCAUUAACGUGAUUAGCAAUCUAGGCCAGCCUGAAGCGCUUUCCCUCUGCCCUGAUCCGUCUUUCUCCGAAAAGGGUUGUGUGCCAAAGGGUUCUGAUUCGUGCAGGAUUUUGUUAUUGCCUUCUCUGAGACGCUCCAAACCCUCUUUGGCACUUGUUGAUUUUGGAGGUAGACUGCGAACAGCUAAAUAUUUUUCAGGUCAUUUCUUUUAUAGCCAUUGAAAUGCCAUUCACUGCAAGUAUUGUCAGCAGUUUACCUCUAUCGGUGACAGUUAAAACAAGGAGUGGAUGCAAAGAUCGAGUUCUGCAAGCAGGCUGCAGUCCUGUUAGGGUAUCCACUCAUUCUUCUGAUCUACGAAGUGGGUUUAGCAAGCUUGCUGUAUCAGGUCCCCCAGGGCCUGCCAAGCGAUCACAUCCUAUUUAUGGGAGGAAACAUUCUAGUACUAAGCAAUUUGCUUCUAUUACUUGUGCUCUUGCUGCUUUGAAUGCUAGGUGCUCUGCUUCAGGCCAAACUCAAACCCUCACCCGUGAGGCACCAACAAAGGCUCCUGUACGAGAACCGACCAAGACACCAAAACUUGAUGAUGGUGGACCUUCAUUCCCUCCUGGUGGUGGAGGUGGUGGUGGAGGUGGUGGGGGAGGUGGGGGAGAGAACUGGUCAGGCGGAUUCUUCCUUUUUGGAGUGCUUGGUUUUCUAGGCUUCUUAAAAGAUAUAGAGAGCGACUACCAGGACAGCAGGAGAAGAUGAAAGAAGGCAACUUUAUAUCACAAAAAUCAACCACAAGAUUGUGGACUAGUGCCCAUUCUCUUUUAAGAAGGACCCCAGUCCUGCCUCCCUCCUCAGUCCUCACUCAUUGUACUGAUGAAAAAUAUAUCACUAGAAUCUUUUGGACAUUAAUGGCUACCUUGUGAUGGGAUCUAUAGCUCAUUAUUUAAUUCUUUUUAACUCCUUACCAUUAAGCUAAUUCAUUAAAGCUUAUUUACAA